AAGCAUCCUAUUAAAGAAAAUAAUCAAUCACCGACCAGAGGUACAAAUUCUUCCUCUGGACCAAGAUAAGCAAUAAUUUAAUCUACAUAUUUUCCAUUUUUCUUAUUAAGGAUUGUAGUGGUCAGCGUUGUUUAUCAGUAGUAAGGGGAACUUGAAACCGCUUCCUGCCCCAUUUCCUUGGUUGUUUUGCUUUUUUCGCCUGUAUUCUCCAUGUUGGAGCAAUAGCUAGGGCUCUCAUAGUGUUUUCUAGUUAUUAGAUGGGACGGGAGCGUUAAACUAAUAAACUUUAUGUUAAAUGCAUAUAGCAAAUCGGGAAGAUUGGACUGAAAAAAAUAGCGGUUGAUAACUAUAAUCGCUACUACAGGAAAAGAAGGAAGCCGUUUUAUCGGAAUAUUUUCGAUUAUCAACGGCUUGGUAAACGCGAUUGCUAACCAGCUAGCUGAAUGUUGAAAGUCGCUACCUUCGAAUUGGGGGAACGGAUUGGACUUUGAGGGGCUGUGCAUUUGUUAGAUGGAAAGUUCUAUUAUUACUCAAGUGCAGAAAGAAGAUAGUCAACUGCCGUCCAAAACAGGCCAGGUGAAACAAUCUUCCCCAAAGAAGCCUCGGAGCCGGAAUAUCUUCAAAGCCCUCUUCUGUUGCCUCCGAGCACAGGAUGCACCUCAGGCUCCACCCCCUUCCCAGGAUACCCUUCUCACUCCUGAGGACAAUGGGACGGUUGCCAAGGUUCCAGGGACCAGUUUACUGCCUGAGGUAACCCCUCAGGACGCGGGCAAGAUCUGUGUGGUCAUUGACCUGGACGAGACGCUGGUGCACAGUUCCUUCAAGCCAAUCAGUAAUGCUGACUUCAUUGUACCUGUGGAGAUUGAAGGAACAACGCACCAGGUUUACGUCCUGAAGAGGCCUCAUGUAGAUGAGUUCCUCCAGAGGAUGGGAGAGCUGUUCGAGUGUGUUCUCUUCACUGCUAGUCUCGCCAAGUAUGCCGACCCAGUGACCGACCUGCUUGACAAGUGCGGGGUGUUCCAGACGCGUCUUUUCCGGGAGUCCUGUGUGUUUCACCAGGGCUGCUACGUCAAGGACCUGAGCCGCCUGGGCCGCCAGCUCAACAGGACCCUCAUCCUGGACAACUCCCCUGCCUCCUACAUCUUCCACCCUGAGAACGCUGUGCCUGUGGUGUCCUGGUUUGACGACCUGGAGGACACUGAGCUGCUGAGCCUCCUGCCCAUCUUUGAGGAGCUGAGUGAGGCGCAGGACGUCUAUGACAAACUGCAGCAACUGCGAGCCCCUUGACACGACCCGCCCCACGCACGCGCCCACCGACUAGUCAGAACCUCCCAUCUCAGCCAGAUUACACCCGUCUCAGCCAGAGAAAAGCCCAAACCGUACAUACACAAACACACUCACUGCGUGCUGUGUUGUUACUCUAGACACACACUUGGUCAUGUGUUUAGUGUUUGGCCUCUGAUCUGGAUGGCUGUCCACAACUCCUCCUGUCCUCCCCAGCGGGUUAGCUGGUGCUGCCAAACUGCUGUUCCGGAAACAAUCCUACAGACUCAAUGCAAAGAGGCUCCCUUUUUUUCUGAUGUUAAAUCGGGACUCAUACACCUGCUUGUAUUCCAAUCAUUGAAAUCAAUGGGCCAAGUCUUUAUUUUAUUUUUUUCAGAAACAAGACUUUGAUUUUCUAGCACUAAUUGUGACGCAAAACAAUGGACUCUUCUCUACACACCUUUCUGCUUUGACAAUAAUCUCAAUACAAACAUUUUGACAGGGGACUUUAUAGUAUUGCAAGGAAACUGCAAAAUACACCAUGGUUAAUUUUUACAUUUAUUAUUGCAGCAGCCUGUGAAAAGGCUGUUUUUAAGGACAUCUCUCUCCUGAAUGGAUUCACUUUAGAAGCUGAACAGGCGGUCUCUCUGGUCCAAGGCCUGCAUUACGUCACUAAACGUGACUUUACCAUACAUAAGAUGACUUCAUAAUAUUACAUGACCUCUUUUUUUGACCAGACCUUACAUGGGGAGCAAGGGAUCUCCGUCUUUGUGCCUUCUGAAUAUGAAAAAGAAAUUAAAUCAGUUUUGUUUUUAAAGAAAAUGCUUUCUUCCUUGCAGAAAAUGGUUGUUCUUUUUCAAUCGUUAGGUUUUCUAUACAUUUUUAAGAUGUCUUUUAAAUGUUCAGUGUGUUGGUUAGAAGUGCAGAUGUCUUUUGUAAUGUCUCGGAUGUUGAGGAAGAACAGCCAUACAUUAACAAGCCUCCGUGUGUAUGUUGUAUCUACAUGAAAUCCUCCAUUCUUGUUCGCUGAAGAUUACCUCAUCCUCGGCCAAUAGGGACCAUUACAAUCCAAGGGUCACGCCCAUCAUGUACAGGCGGUGCAAACCCGCCCUUUGGAUGCUCACUCGCUCCGAGGUGUGUCCUGUACAGGACAAUUAAGCCGAUUAACCUCAACUUUUGGCACCUGCUUUAAAAAAAAAGCUCUUUAAAUGAACAGGCAGAUUUCGACUAGUUCUCUUCCAAAUUUGGAGUGAUUCUCUGCUGGUGUUUGAUCUGCAAAGGAUGCCAUAGUGGAUAAACUGAGGCCUUGUUUAAAAAUUAGUUAAAUUUUGUUAAAAUUUUUUGUCAAGCCUUCUGGAUGCCAUAUUGUUUGUUGGCUGGGGAGGGGGGGGACUUUGGAUAAGUAGGCUGCUAAUAUUGAAGACCACGCACGCCCGUUUACCCAUCUGCCCAUCGCGUUUUCUCCAUACUUUGCCAAGUCGUUGCCACUUAAGUUGUAUUAUUUUUAAAAAUAUAUCGUAUUUUAGGUGACAUUUCAUUGUAUAAAGAAAAUGGCAUUACUAAGACGUACAAGUAUGUCUGGUGAAUUCUGUGUUAUUACCUGUUGUGGAAGGUCUACAGUACUCACUGCCAUGUUUCAGGUGCUGUACACAUGGAAAGGCAGCAGUUCUGCAGUGGCAAAUGCUGGAUUAAUUUAGCCAGAUGUUCUGCUGCUCUAGUUGUAACUGCAAGCACAGACAAAACAUGCCCAGUCCAGUCACCGCAUCCCAAAGAGGUUUGUUUUGUUGUUAUUUUAUUCAAAAGAUAAAAAGCGCCUUUUCAUACUAAUACACUUUAUGAAGUGCCUACGGUUUUCUCUGCGAUGGAAGCUUUGGGGUAAAGGCACCAAGGGGCUCCAUCAUGCCCAUUUCUUUCUUUUCAAAAUGCUGUAACUAUUAACCUGUUUCCUGUGUUUGGCUGAAUUGAGAGUAAUCCAUAAAAAAGGUCUUUACCAAGCAAUCCUACUCCGCUUUUUCCUUGGGAUUCACCAAAAGGGCAGUGUGUAAUGGUGUGUAUCCCACACCCAUACAGAAUGGUGUAGGUCUCUGUUCACUCAGUCUC
Molecule: messenger RNA, 3363 nt
Organism: Esox lucius (northern pike)
Lineage: Eukaryota; Metazoa; Chordata; Actinopteri; Esociformes; Esocidae
Product: carboxy-terminal domain RNA polymerase II polypeptide A small phosphatase 2
Exons: 7
Coding region: 511-1287 (258 amino acids)
Molecular function (GO): RNA polymerase II CTD heptapeptide repeat phosphatase activity
Source: RefSeq, a predicted model, not a curated record